Molecule: messenger RNA, 1749 nt
Organism: Symbiodinium pilosum
Lineage: Eukaryota; Dinophyceae; Suessiales; Symbiodiniaceae
Source: the annotation of a GenBank genome assembly
AUGGCAUCCGCAGCAAUGAAGCUUGGGGCCUGGCCUUUUCUGAUGUGCCUCUCCUGGGCGGCAAAGCUCAGAGGGACCAGUGAGCCUCUGUGCAGUGGAAAUCAGUUCCCCCUGGAUGCUGCUGGCAAGUACCACGCUGCUGGCCUGGCACGCGGCGAGGACUUGCUGAAUGCGAAGGACUUAGCAGAUUUCCAGGAAGGAUUGAAGGCGGUGGCAGACUGGGCUGUUCCAGUUGCAUGGCAUCUCAGCGUAACGGUGAACAGCAGCCUCAAAGAGGCUGUAAAGUUUGGAUUUGCCGGCCGUGGUGGAUUCUUGAUGAUCACCGUUCCAGCUGAAGCAGCAGGCAUAGAAGUCAGCGCGACGGGCCGUGUGGCUGCUGGAGCAUCAGACGCCAGCUUCCAGUAUCGCGAUGGACCUCAGGUCUUAAACGGCGAUGUAAUUUUCAAGAACUUCUGCCUCAGACCGCUGAAAUGCGGAGAGAAGGAGUUCUGCGGCGAGGGCUGGACGGCAAAGCCUCCGACUACCCUUGGAAACAGCAGGCUCGAGUGCUGCGAAGCCAUCACCUGCAAGGAUGCCGCAGAGGUGGGUGGCUGCAAUGGCACGGCCUGGACGAAGAGACCAAACUUCGACCAGCUGAAAGGCUACACCCGAGACCAAUGCUGCCAACCGCGUCUUUGUGACGGCAGCCUUUGUGGACCGGGGUUCAAGGCCAAGAAUGCAACUGGCCUUCAGGGCAGCACGACGGAAGAGUGCUGUGAGCCUGCGUUCUGCCACGAGAUGAAGUGUCCAUCAGAAACAGAAUACAUUCUUGUCACGCAUGAAGCCGACGGAAAGCCCCGACGAGGGAACACCGAGGAGGAGUGCUGCAAGGAAGCCAGAUGCACGGACCUGGACUGUGGCAAGAGCGCAAACUUAGAGUGGCGGAACAAGACCACGCCCAGCGGUUUGGGCAGCACCUUCGCCGAGUGUUGUGACAAGAAUUUCUGCGCUGACUUCAAGUGCUCUCCUUCCAGCCAAUGGAAGCCGAAAGCCCUUCCGAAGCUGCAGCAGGGGGGGAGCAACCAGGCAUGCUGCCAGGCCCUCUCGUGCAAGGACUACACCUGCCAGGAUCCAAAGAAGAUGGUUCCCAAGCUUCCCGACGGCCGUCCCUCCCUGGCGCUGGGGAGCACGGACUCGGAGUGCUGCGAGCUGAAGUUCUGCAAGGACUACACCUGCAGCGAUGCCACGAAAUGUUCCAAGAAGCCGCUUAUGGAGGAAGGAAGUCCGCGAAGGGGCUUUGACGACGAAACCUGUUGUGAGGAGAUCUUUUGCGAGAACUCCAUCGAUUGUGAGAGGGCGGAUGGUAGUAAGUGGCGCUCCAAAGCUCCCAAGGUCUUGCUUGGGCUUCAGGGCAGCACGGUCCAGCAGUGCUGCGACGCCAACUUCUGCGCCGACUACAAUUGCAGCACGGAUGCGCAGGGAACUGGUCAUGGGACAAAGUGGUACAAGAAGGCUGACACCAACCAGUAUCGCUAUCAGGGCAGCACGGAUGCCGACUGCUGCUUGCCAAAGUACUGCGCCACGUACGAAACAAAGCUGCCGCUCACGAAGUGGAAGCGCAGACGCGCUGUGGGUCUUCUGGGCAGCACAGAUGCCGAGUGCUACGAAGAAAGGAGGUGCGUUGAGGAGGUGAACUGCCACGCCUUGGGUGCAGCCAAUGCCACAGAUGAGCAUCGUUUGGGCAGCACUCGCGAAGAGUGCUGCUUGUAA